AUGAAUUGUGAAUAUAUGAUCCAAACAGUUGCUCAAGGGUAUUUCAAAAAAGUAAACCUUGAAGGACAAUUUAAAAAAUUAAGAUUUGAGAUCCAAACAGUGGGCAAUGUGUAUUCACUCAUCAUUAAAAACAUCCAAAAGGAAGAUGAAGGUACAUACUUAUGUCAGGCAGGAGAAGCCUACAGGAUAGUAUUCAUUAAUGGCACGAAGCUGGCAGUGAAACAGUAUGAUGUGCUAACUUCUCAAGAGACUCUGUUUGGCAUCAGAACCACAGCUGAAACAAUUGUGUUUCAAACCAUCAGGGUUUCUCAUCAGAUCACUCAAAUAGGAGCUUCGCUUGGUGACACUGUGACUUUGACAUGCAACGUUACUGGCCAUAAAAAUGUGUCUAUUUACUGGUACAAGGUGAAUUAUGGAGAUAUAAUUCAGACAGUUGCAAGUAUAGGGCUUCACAUAGUAACACUGGAAGCAAAGUUUUACAGCCCAAGAUACAGUAUUAUAAAAGCAGGACAUGUGUAUUGUCUCACUAUACGAAAUGUUCGCAAAGAGGAUGAAGCCACAUAUAUGUGUCAGGCUAUUGCAGCAAACAAAGCGGCGUUCAUAAAUGGCACACAUUUGGCUGUGAAUGGUAAGAAAUAUUCAUUUUGUUCUGAAAACUGUAUUUGGGUGAAAAAAUGUAUAAACUGUGUUUAUUAUUUGCUCUUGAAUCACUCAGGUCACAAAAACAAAAAGUCUGUCUACGUGAAACAAAUUUCAGAAACAAUAUCUGUCCCGGUUGGCACAGAAAUAACUUUGGAGUGUUCACUUACGUUACUAGAGAAAAAUCAAACAAGAGAUCGACGUGCACCUGAGCACAGUGUGUUCUGGUAUAAAGCUGGUUCACAAGCCGAUCCAGGAGUGAUGUAUGCUGAGAGGGACAUCUGUGACACAGAAGCAGGAAGGAGCUGCAGCUACAGAUUGUCCAAAACUAUACAGAACCCCUUGGAUACUGGGAUUUACCACUGUGCUGUUGUGACAUGUGGAGAGAUCCUGUUUGGAGAAGGAACGAAAGUGGAAUUAGGUAGGUAG
Messenger RNA from Xiphophorus couchianus (Monterrey platyfish), 1068 nucleotides. RefSeq lists its product as uncharacterized. Lineage: Eukaryota; Metazoa; Chordata; Actinopteri; Cyprinodontiformes; Poeciliidae. The coding region runs from base 1 to 1068 and encodes 355 amino acids. The transcript is spliced from 2 exons. Gene Ontology annotation, biological process: response to bacterium. The record is from RefSeq and is a predicted model, not a curated record.